GAACGUCAGUUUGCGGUGUAAACUGUAAAUCGAUUGUUGAUUGUGAGUGUUCCAUCAGUGAUAUUUAUUCUAUCAUUGAUUUUUGAACCGUACUCAGUCUCUCCAGAUGUCAUUCGACGAGGAGCCGCUUGUGGUGGAGACAGUGUAUUUAUACGAGAAGGAAAAUGCCGAAGCCCAUCGCACCUUCAACUUCGAGAUGGUUCACCAGGACCCAGCGACUCCCGUCCUCCGACGUGGACAGCCUUUUAAUCUGGCCCUGAGAUUCAACCGCGAAUACGUAGACGAGACCGACAUCGUCCGGCUGCUCUUCAGCUUCGGUCCAAAUCCGAAUGUGCUGAGAGGUACCAGAGGAGUGAACACGGUGACCAACAACGAGGCCUACCUGACUGAUCUGGAGGCUUGGGGUGUGCGAUUGAUCGGUUCUCACGGGGAGGAUCUCUCCGUCGAGGUCAGGAGCCCGAUCGACAGUCCUGUCGGAGUGUGGCAAUUGAACGUGGAAACCAACACCCUUGGCAGGAAGAAGGCGCCGAAUACUUACAGCUACGACAAGGAUAUUUACCUGUUGUUUAAUCCGUGGAUGAAAGAGGAUCUGGUAUUUAUGGAGGACGAGCAAUUGCUCGACGAGUACAUUCUUAAUGACGUCGGGAAGAUCUGGGUAGGUCCAUGGGGUAGUUCUCGUGGCAGAGAAUGGGUCUUUGGACAAUUCGACGCGUGUGUCUUACCAGCUUGCCAGCUGUUGCUCGAGAGAUCCGGUAUCAAAGCGAUUUCCAGAGGCGACCCGGUCAAGAUGACCCGAGCAAUCUCGAGAAUCGUGAACUCCAACGAUGAUAAGGGCGUGAUAACCGGUCGCUGGGACGGCCAGUACGAGGACGGUACCGCGCCGGCUGGCUGGACCGGAAGUGUGCCUAUCCUGGAGCAAUUCUGGGAGACCGGCAACGAGGUCAAGUACGGUCAAUGUUGGGUCUUCGCUGGGGUCGUGACCACGGUGUGUCGCGCCCUGGGAAUCCCAUCGCGAGUGGUGUCCAACUUGGUGUCGGCUCACGAUGCCAAUGCCUCAUUGUCGGUGGACCGUUAUUACGAUCUGAACAACGAGGAACUCGAGUACGACCCCAACAACCCGAUGGGCGAGGACUCCAUCUGGAACUACCACGUAUGGAACGACGUGUGGAUGGCGAGGCCGGACCUGCCCAAGGGCUACGGAGGCUGGCAGGCCAUCGACGCCACUCCGCAGGAACAGUCGGAGAACUUUUAUCAGUGUGGACCGGCAUCGGUGGAGGCUAUUAGACAGGGUGCCGUUGGUUACAACUACGACGUGACCUUUAUGGUGGCGUCCGUCAACGCGGAUCUGAUGAGAUGGAAGGAGGAUCCGGAGAGCGAUCUGGGGUAUUCCAAGAUCGAUUGCAAUAAGUAUCACAUCGGCCGAAUGAUUUUGACAAAGGCCCCAUGGAUCUUCGAUCCCAACGGAGACAAGGAUAGACAGGAUAUAACAUUGCUCUACAAGGCCAAGGAAGGUACCGAGGUCGAGAGACUGACCUUGUACAGGGCGGUGCGCAGCACCGAGGUGGCGAAGAGGUUCUACUCGCUGCCUUCUCCAGGAAAAGAGGACGUGGAGUUCGAUCUCCUUGAGCUCGAACGUGUCAACAUCGGCGAACCAUUCGCUGUAAUAGUGAACAUCAAGAAUAAAUCCGACGAAAUACGCACUAUUCAGGCUAUCCUGUCCGCAGGCAGUGUUUAUUACACCGGAAUUAAAGCGAAUCUGGUGAAGAGAGCAUCUGGCGACUUCGAGCUUCAGCCGAACGCCGUCGAACAACUGAGACUCUCGGUGACGGUGAACGAUUACUUAGACAAGCUGGUGGAAUAUUGCAUCAUGAAGCUAUACUGUAUUGCCACGGUCAAGGAAACGCGACAAACCUGGGCGGACGAGGACGAUUUUCAGGUCUUAAAACCGAAUAUCGAUGUCAAGAUCGAAGGUGAACCAGUUGUGGGAGAACCAUCGACCAUCACGCUGAGCUUCAAGAAUCCCUUGAAGAGGAGUCUGACCAACUGUCAAUUCAAUUAUGCCGGACCCGGUCUCUCAAGGAACAAGACCCUGGCCUUCAGAGACGUCGACCCUGAAGAGGAUGUUUACGUGGAACAUCAGCUCGUGCCGCAAAAAUCUGGAGAGCAGAAGAUCAUCGCCACUUUCACCUCUAAGGAAUUGGUCGACAUCAUCGGUUGCGCAACUGUUGACGUCCUUGAGGCUGAAUGAAUGGUGAUCAAUCAACUCUGACCUUAAUUCAAAGCAAGUGCCAUGCUUAUUAUUAAGUGCGUAUUUUAUCAAAUCGCGAUAACGCGUAGAUAUUUUUGACUCCAUCUAGAUAUUAUGUUAUUUUUUACCAAAUCUAUCUUGUGUAAUUCGCAUGGAUCAAUUUCGAAUAUUACUGUAAUAUUAAUCAUUAAUUGAUAUAUCAAUAAUAGAUUAAUGAUAAGCGUCGAUGAAAAUAUUAUGUAAUGGAAAAGCCAAUGAAAAAUUAGUAUUUCAAAAGUAAGAAGCAUAAAAUAUAUAGUAGCAUUCCGAAAUAAAUAAAACAAUUUCCUAUA
This is a messenger RNA of Nylanderia fulva, 2580 nucleotides long. Its product is annotated as hemocyte protein-glutamine gamma-glutamyltransferase. The record is from RefSeq and is a predicted model, not a curated record. Gene Ontology annotation, biological process: peptide cross-linking. Gene Ontology annotation, molecular function: protein-glutamine gamma-glutamyltransferase activity. Lineage: Eukaryota; Metazoa; Arthropoda; Insecta; Hymenoptera; Formicidae.